ACUUCAAAUAUUCGAAACCUUGAAAUUAGGGCUUAAGUGCUUUUUACUAAAUCGAUGCUACAUCUCCUCUGUCAUUCUCAUUUCGUCGUGUUUCAGGGUUCAUCUAUUCGAUUGCGAUAUCAAGUUUUGCGUAGUUCUUGGUGUGAAAAUCGUUGACCGAUUGUCUAUUUUGAAAGGCGUAGCUGUGAUUUUUGGCAAGUUAAUUUGGCUUUUCCUAUGAUCAUCUUGGCCAUCUGGAGUGUUGACGUGUAGUUGUAGAUCUUCAAGUUUCCGUAUAUAUGACGUUAAUGAAUUGAAGGAUUACGUUGUCGUAUGUUUGUCGGAGUAAGUUGUUGUGAAUUUGGAAGGAUACAAUCCUGACUUGUUGGUGUGGUCAGGAGGAUACUGUUUUGAGGUGAUUAUGUAUAUCGAAGAUUUAAAGGGUGUUUGCGAGUCAUCAGGGGGGAGGGAGGAGGAGCAGGAGGAGAUUUUUUCUGUAGUGGCGAGCGGAGGGGCUAUUGGGCUGUCUGGUUCUAAGAGGGUUCUGGUAGGAGCGGGUGCUCGUGCGUUGUUUUACCCGACACUCGUAUACAAUGUUGUUAGAAACAAAUUUCAGGCCGACUUUCGGUGGUGGGAUCAGAUUGAGGAGUUUCUGCUGCUAGGUGCUGUUCCAUUUCCUAGAGACGUGAAACGACUAAAGGACCUUGGUGUUGAUGGAGUGAUAACCCUGAAUGAACCAUAUGAGACUUUGGUCCCUACGUGUUUAUACAAAGCCCAUGGCAUUGAUCAUCUAGUGCUUCCAACAAGGGACUACCUAUUUGCUCCGUCAAUUGAUGAUAUAUGUGAAGCCGUAAACUUCAUCCAUGGGAAGACGCUUGCGAAGCAGGGUACAUAUGUGCAUUGUAAAGCUGGUCGUGGACGCAGCACAACCAUUGUGAUAUGUUAUUUGGUUCAGCAUAGGCAUAUGUCGCCUGAUGCUGCGUACGCGUAUGUUAGGUCAAUUCGGCCUAGGGUUCUGCUGGCGUCUGCUCAGCGACAGGCGGUGGAGGAAUAUUACCAUCUGAAAGUGAAGAAAAGACAACAACAAGGUUCAAGGGAUAUUUGGGGGAAUAGUUUCUUGGGAAGGUCUGUUAUGGUUAUGGAUAUGGUAUCGAGAGGUGUAUUCAGAUUUGAUGAUGGUUCUGUAGUUGUGAUAACUACAGCUGAUGUUGAUGGAUAUAAUAAUGUUGAUGAUGAAGAAAAAGAUGGUUUGGAGCUAAAUUUGGUUUGGCGGGUUCGAGUUGCUGGUGAGGCGGCCUUGGCCAGGUUUUCAAGUCUCCUGUGCCUCACCAACUCACAAAUGCUCAAAAUCAGUCCGCAUAAAUAUCCAUCUCCAUCUAUCUUAAUAAACAAUUAAUGUCAUACAAAAUUACUGCUUUGCUUUGCUUUGUGUACAUAUUCUUGUGAAAAACAAAAA
Messenger RNA from Lactuca virosa, 1435 nucleotides. The record is from the annotation of a GenBank genome assembly. NCBI's taxonomy places the organism in Eukaryota, Viridiplantae, Streptophyta, Magnoliopsida, Asterales, Asteraceae.